AAUUAUGGAACUAUCGCGCGAACUCAGCCCUGCUCCGUGUGCACGCAGCGACCGCUUCCUAAUCAAGAUGGCGUCCCACGGUGCUGCGCUCUCCGUGUCCAAAAUGAUCUCACCCUUUUGGGGCGGACGCCUCGGGAACACGAUGAAAGUAUUUGGAACAACUCUGACGAGUCACAGGAAUAAGUCCUUGCAUACAGGAGAAAACAUUCCCCCUCCUGCAAAGUAUGGAGGCAGACACACCGUGACCCUCAUACCUGGAGAUGGAAUUGGUCCAGAGCUGCUCAAUCAUGUCAGAGAGGUCUUCAGGUUCAGCUGUGUGCCAGUGGACUUUGAGGUGGUCCAUGUCAACUCUGAUGUGCAGACUGAGGAAGAUAUCAACAAUGCCAUUACUGCCAUCCGCCGUAAUGGAGUUGCCCUCAAAGGUAACAUAGAAACCAAACAUACCAUGCCACCAUCUGUCAAAUCCAGAAAUAAUCUCCUCCGCACAAGUCUUGAUCUGUAUGCCAAUGUGAUGCACUGCCAGUCCCUCCCUGGAGUCCAGACUCGCCACAAGAACAUUGACAUCAUGAUCAUCAGGGAGAACACCGAGGGAGAAUACAGCAGUCUGGAGCAUGAGAGUGUAUCAGGGGUAGUGGAGUCUCUUAAGAUCAUCACCAGGAACAAUUCCCUCAGGAUCGCUGACUAUGCUUUCCGCCUGGCCAGGGAGAAAGGCCGUCGUAGGGUCACUGCCGUACAUAAGGCCAACAUCAUGAAGCUCGGCGAUGGCUUGUUUCUGCAGUGCUGCCGAGAAGUGGCCUCUGGUUACCCAGACAUCACAUUUGACAGCAUGAUUGUGGACAACACCACCAUGCAGCUGGUGUCCAAGCCCCAGCAGUUUGAUGUAAUGGUGAUGCCCAAUCUGUACGGGAAUGUCGUGAGCAAUGUGUGCGCAGGCCUGGUGGGAGGGCCUGGUCUUGUGCCUGGCGCAAAUUAUGGUCGAGACUAUGCCGUUUUUGAAACGGCCACAAGGAAUACCGGGAAGAGCAUUGCGGGCAGGAACAUUGCAAACCCCACUGCCAUGCUGCUAGCCAGCUGCAUGAUGCUGGACCACCUACAGCUUUAUGAUCAUGCAAGUUCGAUCCGGAAUGCAGUUCUCACCACCAUGAAUGAAACAAGGUUGCACACGGCCGAUAUUGGGGGUCAGGGCACCACUUCAGAGGUGGUCCAGUCUGUCAUGAGGGUCAUCCAGAGCAAAGGGCAGCUCACGUCGGAGCUCUAAACCAGCAGGCUCAGGACACCAUGAACCCACUCACACUUAAGCAGAGGUGUGAGUUUGAACAGGUGUCUGUGUGUGGGACAGGUGUACAGUGUGAGAGAGGGAUGUCCAUGCAUGUCUAUUUCCACAGCGUCGGGUCUUAUCGCUGAUGAUCACAAUGGGGUUUAUUUUCUCCUUUUCACGCUGCUUAUUAACCGCUUCACUGUACAAACAACCUUCUACCAACACCUGUGGGUUUCACAUAUAAUAAUGACCCUCACUGGGCCUUUUAUUUUUUAAUUGGUUUACUUUUGAUAAAAUGUCAUUGUUACUCCUAUUAGAUCAGAUUCAUUCAGUUGAAAUUCUGUGAUCUCACAAACUAUCAUGAAACAUCAAAAGGCCUCUUUUGCCGUAUCAACAUGAUGGGGUCAGAAUUAUCUUGUGAUGAGCGAACAGUGUCUCCACUGUCUUUGCACAAAGUAAUUUUUUCAAAUCCCCGUUAAUGUGGAUCAUUAUUUAUUUUACAACUUAAGACUAUGUUACAGCCUUUUCAGUCAACCGAAACAAGCAAUGUUCAUUGAACGCCUUAACUUCUUGUGGUCAUUUUUGUGGAAUCAGGUAUUGUAUACUAAUGACUGUACUUGUGAUGGUGAUGUGACUUUUUUGAUUUAUACUGUAUCAUCAGAGGACUGUUGCAUCAAGAAACUGCUGUCAAAGUUGAACUUUGACACUCGUGCCACAUGUUUUUUUCCCCUAAGUGUGGAUCAUAUGCUUAUAUCCCUGUUGUCUUCGCUAAACAAGCAAAAGCUCGUAAAAAAUGUGAUGUGAAAAGAAUGGCUUUAUCAUUUUUCAUCUGGAGGUUGGCAGUAUAUACUGUAUAACAUAAAUAUUAUCAAUAAAGAAACUAUCUAUGUGA
Scophthalmus maximus (turbot) is the source of this 2150-nucleotide messenger RNA. RefSeq names its product isocitrate dehydrogenase (NAD(+)) 3 non-catalytic subunit gamma (gene idh3g). Gene Ontology annotation, cellular component: mitochondrion. The transcript has 13 exons. The record is from RefSeq and is a predicted model, not a curated record. The coding region runs from base 5 to 1258 and encodes 417 amino acids. Gene Ontology annotation, biological process: isocitrate metabolic process; tricarboxylic acid cycle. Lineage: Eukaryota; Metazoa; Chordata; Actinopteri; Pleuronectiformes; Scophthalmidae. Gene Ontology annotation, molecular function: oxidoreductase activity, acting on the CH-OH group of donors, NAD or NADP as acceptor; NAD binding; magnesium ion binding.